UUGGGACAAAAUGGCUAACUAUGCAUCAAUAACACUUGUUGGUGUUGUUUAUUAAUAGAACGGAAGUGCGGGGUGAUUUUUUUUAUAAAAUAAGUAAAGCAAUAAGAAAGUGCCUUAAAAUAAGUCAAAUUAUUAAAAGUGUAAAAUAAAGUUCAUUUUAUCGUAAUGUGAUUUUUUACUACCGAGUAUCGCUUUAACCGUAUAGUUUUAAUGGGUUUUUAUUAUUUACGCUUUGCUCAUUGGAUCCGAUACGAUGAAAUAAUUUCGCUCAAUUAUGGUGUUUUAAUUGUGAUAUGAAAACGUUGAAGAGCUUUCGCGGUUCGCUUUUUCGUACGUUACAAAUGUUUCGAGGUUUUACGUAUUUAUGACAAAGUAGAUUUACUACAAUCUUACGUCAAUCUCGUCAUCAUUGUUUGGAAUGAUGGAAGAAAGACCUACUUCUCCGCUAACGAGGGAAAGUAGUGUAAAUACAACGUUACACUUAUCGAAUGGGCCAUCGUUACGUCGAACUCCAAGUUCCAGACCACGUUCGGCUACAUCACCGGAAGGAAAUCUACUCGGCUCGAAUCACUAUAAUCUUCAUCCGAUCUCGAAACUGACCAUCGUUAAAGAUAACAGAGGAUACGGUAUGAAAAUAUCCGGAGAUAAUCCAGUCUACGUUCAAUCUGUCAAAGAAGGUGGUCCAGCUGAAAGAGCGGGAUUACAUAGCGGUGAUAAGAUUAUCAAGGUGAAUGGAACCGACGUGACGCAUUCAACUCAUGUUCAAGUUGUAGACCUGAUUAAAUCUUGCGUCGACGAAGUAGAGCUUACAGUACAGAAACGAACGGUAUCGAAUUCUCGUCCUCCGGCGCCGACCUCGUUGAGCAGUACGAAUUGUAGUCCGAAUAAUCGCAGUCCUUCGCCGAUGCCGCCGACUACCACGACCUGCAGUACGCCGACCCGGACGACGAUGCCGAAUCUGCAGAGACCGCUGCAUCAUCAUCAUUCGGCUCCGGCUCGUGAUCGUAUCACCGGACCUCAACCUGUCGAUCACGAAAAACGACGUCAAUUAGAAUGCCAAAGGCUGGAAACAUUUCGCCUAAUGGUGGAGAAAGAACAACGUUACAUCGAAGCUUUACGUAGCGAAUUGGUGAAAUGUACAGAUCCGCAGAGUGAGAAACAAAUAUCGCGCGAUUUGAUCGGAGCCGAACGAAGACUGAAAACAUUGCAAGAUCAAUUACAAGGCAACACCUCGAAUUCGAAUUGCAGCACAUUGCCAUCGUCUCCGAAUAACGGCCUUAUCGACGUACAACUUCCCACGACUCCUCCACCUCCUCCUCCCUUAUCGACCCUUCCAUCGCGUAUGGGGGCGCAUUCGACACCAUUGUCGUCGAACGUGUCUUCUGCCAACGUUAGCGACUCAAACUUGGAGUCGCCUCCUCCAUUGCCAUCACGUAAUCCGCGCACUGUAACCUCUCCGGUGUUGGGUCUGUCCCCUACAACAACGUCUCCUCCGCCUUUACCUCCUAGACAAUAUCUGCACAGUAAUAGUAAUAACGUCGAUGGAUGUCAAGAUUCAGUCGUCUGUACAGAUCUGAGCUCACCCACUUCGCCGGUACCGGUACAUCACCAACGAACGAAAUCCAAUCCGGAUAGGGUCAAUAGUAUGGCGAAUGCCGCUAAACGCCUGCUGAACGCCGAAUCUCUGGGCGAUCUGAGUUCGAUGAAGAGGAGCAAAGGAGGCGUAUCAUGGAGUGUGGAAUCGCCUCUGACGAGUACGCCGCCUGGUACACCGCCACCUCCUUAUCACGGUACGCCGCAGCAUCGUCAAGACAGUAAUAAUUCGUCGUCUGUGCCAUCACCUCCGAUACCUCCGCCACCUCCGGAUGAAUUCGAUGAAAGCAACAGGAGAGAUAGUUCUUCCUUUCGACUCGAUUCGUCUUCUCCGAACGGUUCGAGUUUGCUGCAAAAUACAAUCAUAUCGAUGGAGGAUGACGAUAUGUCUGAUCAAGAAACGAGUCAAUUAGAAGAACAAGGCCCUUUCAAAAGCAUAUCGAAGUUAUUGGAUCAUAAUGCUCAUUUGGCAGUCUUCCUUAAUUAUGUGAUAUCUAAUAGUGAUCCUUCUAGUAUAUUAUUUUAUUUAGUUACUGAAUUAUAUAAAGAGGGCAAUGGCAAAGAGAUGCGCAAAUGGGCGUACGAAAUUCAAUCGAGCUUUCUCGGUCCCGGAGCGCCUCUGAAGUUGAAGAACGUCGACGAUAAUAUUGCUCGCGAUAUCGAUAAUAUUCUUGUUCACGAAAGCGAUAAAGAAGAAAUGCUUAAAAAGAUAUUUUGGAAAGCUCGUGCCAAAGCCAAAGACGAAUUAAACGAGCAACUAGCCGACUUUCAGCAAAAAAGAAUAGCCGGACUGGCCACAUUAUACGGUCCAAACGACGAGGGCCUCAAAGAAUGCUACCAGGAUAAAAGUAAAGAGCUUAAAGUGAUCGCCGAUUACCUCGUGCCUAAAUUGGAACCUUAUGUCGAAGAAUUGGAUAAAGAAAAGGUAGAUGAUGAAAAAUUCACCAUCGCCGCAGCCUUGAGUACAAUAAUAUCGAAAUUUUUCGGCUUCCGAGGACAGCACUUUAAUACGAUGCUGGAUCGAUGUCCGACGUUCGUAUCGAAAGAUAAGUCACUUUUCAAGGCUCGCUUCAUCGGGAAGGGUAGAAAAAAGGUCAACGUGGCACGUGUUCGUAGUACGAGUGCGAAGCGUAAGCGAAAAACGCAAACUAGUGAAAAUACGACCGCUGCUAAGUUGAAAGAUGGAUCGAAAUUCUUUGGGAAUACGGCUAUAUCGAGAAAAAAUUGCGUUAUGUCUAGAAAAUAUCGUAUCUUCGGUGUUGAUAGAAUGAGAAAAAUGAAGGUGACCGUUCGAGGACAUCAAUUUAUUGCUCAUCAGUAUUUUACCGUUACGUACUGCAAUCAUUGCCAGAAUAUUAUUCGUGGUAUCGGACCGCAAGGAUACCAGUGUUCAAGUGAGUAUUGUAAUUUAAAUAUCCAUCGACCUUGUGCCAAAGUGCUCGAAGAAACAUGCCCGGGACCAGCGAUGAAAAAAGAUCGCGGCAAUGAUAAAUUAAGAAAUUUCAUGGAUAAAAUUCGACCCGAACGAAACGAUCCGCGGAGGAAACCUAGUACGUUGAAUUUUCCUCAAAAUAGAGAUUCUAUUUACGAUUACGUCGAAAGGAUUCGUAGACAAGGAGAAGAUCGCGAGGAAGGCUCGUCAACGGAUAACGACUUAGGCGAGAAAUCGUCAUCGAGUAGUAAAAGCAAUAAAUCCAACAAUGCUGGCAGUAAUCUGGUCGAUUCGUUUAAAGAAACCGAUGAAAAACAGACGAGUAAACAAUUCAUCGAUUCGGAAAAUACGAAUUUUUUACGUGAUAUAACACCUCCUUCUCAUCAUUUAUCGCAACGAUGCAAAGCUGGCACUUCGAUCAACAGGUCCGAAAGUUAUAAGGAGAGGAUACAUCCGAAGAGACAAGUUCGAGAACGGAGGAAGACCAGCGAUCCAAAUCUAUCUAAAACUAAUACCGAUGUAGAAGUAGAUAAUAAUUCUCAGUUUCCAUAUCCUAGUACCAAUUCUGGAAGUUCCUCAAAUUCAAAUCUAUCUUCGAGAAGUUUAGAUAGUCCUAGUAAUUCGUUAGAAGUAGUCGGCAGCAGUAACAAAGGAAGCUGCGAGAAUACCAGCGUCACAGUUCCAAAUACCUGCAGUUCCUCUACCGGUAGUCUAAUCUCGUGUCCAGUCAGCAGGAUAACGGCAUGGGAUAGCGAUACAGAAGCCGAACCCGAUCCGCCAGAUUGGACUAAAUGCGUGCCGCCGGAUGUGUUGAGAAAUCUAACGUCGUCCGAGAAAAAAAGACAAGAAGUUAUUAAUGAAUUAUUUCAUACAGAAAGAUCUCACGUUAGAGCGUUGAAAAUACUAGAUCAGUUGUUUUAUCAGCCAAUGAGAGAGCUGCAGAUAAUACCUCCUGAACAGCUACAGUUACUAUUCGCUAAUUUAGACGAAAUGCUCGAAAUACAUUCGCAAUUUAAUAAUAAUAUGAAGCUGAAGAAAAAAGAAAAUUCCAUCGUUGGCGAUAUCGGCGAUAUUUUAUUAAAAAUGUUCGACGGCGCCGAAGGCGAAAUAUUCGAAGAUGCUGCCGCUACCUUUUGUUCGAGGCAGCAGAUCGCCUUGGAAGCGUUGAAAGAACGCAGAAGAAAAGAUCCAAAUCUGCAGAAAUUUUUAAACGACGCCGAAUGUAAUCCGAUUUGCAGACGGCUUCAAUUAAAAGAUAUUAUACCGACCGGAAUGCUUAGGCUAACCAAAUAUCCGUUAUUAUUUGAGAACCUAGCCAAGCAUACGAAGAAUAAUCCGGAAGAAGAGAAAUGCGUUCAGCGUGCUUUAGAACGCAGCAAAGAGAUACUGAAUCGAGUCAACGAGGCUGUGAAAGACGCCGAAGAUCAACAUAAAUUAGCCGAAAUACAACGUAAACUAAUCGUCGAUAAGACUAACUUCGAUAAGGAUAUUCCCGUAGCCAAUGAAUUUAGAAAUUUAGACUUAACUAAACAUAAAUUAAUACACGAAGGCGUACUGAAAUGGAUGAUAGAUAAUACGAGGCCGGACAAGAAACCGAAAUUGGUGGAUUUGUACGUGCUGCUGUUACAAGACAUAAUUGUGCUGCUGCAAAAAUCGGACGAAAAAUACAUAUUGAAAUUUUUCAACAUGAAUAGUAAAAUUAAAGAAAGUAGUCCGGCUUUUUGGUGUCCAGUCAUCAAAGUCUCCGAAGUGCUAGUCAAAACUCAAGCCAGAGAAAAAGUCCUUUAUCUAGUGAAUCAACCAGAGGGCGAACCUCAGUGGUACACUCUACUCGCUUCAUCGUUGUCAGAACGAGAUACAUGGUUUAACCGAAUUUCGGAAGCUGCCGACGCUUAUAGCAAAGCUAAGGAAAAUAAACAUAAGAGCAGAUCGUCCGACGUAUCAAAUGUUCCUCUGCAUGAUCUAGAUAGUGAGAUCGAUCAAGUUAACCAGUUCGCUAAAACCAAAGAGAACGAACAUGGCGGCGUAUCGGAUACCGCAAAUUUACCUCCGAGUAUAAAUGCUCCUAGUUCUCAAGAUGAUUCCGGUCAUGGUAACGAUGCCGCUGCUAGAAAAUCAGGUACGAGCGGCGGAGGCAUUAGCCCGGGUCAACGGAGAAAAGGCGCUGUUAACGCUGAACGUAAACGACUUCCGGAGAAUUUGUUAAUCGAACCUUCGCAAGUUUCGGUAUUCGAGCGAACCGUACAUACAGCCGAAGCGGUACUCACUCCUUUGGAAAGACUACGUAGAAAAGAUGAACUGAUAAGAGAAGCGCUACAAGAGAAGCAGAAAUUAGUUGCCGAUAUAUUGCACGUGCCAAAAGACGAAUUCGAAACCAUAUCCGAUCUAGCCACUGAACCAGCGUUCAACAAAGAAGCUUCCGAAUUGGUUUUGGCAGCCGUCAAUCAAGCCGACCAAUUAACCAGCAUCCUAAACGAAUGUCUGCGAGUGACCGAAGAAGACACGGUCGCAGCCAGCGCCGAAGUUCUGGUAUCAAGUAGUACCAGCAGCAGCACGGCGACUACCGCGGCCGGCGGCGGUAAAUCACCUACCCGCACAUUUCCCCCUCUACCGGUUCCUAAAAUACAAUCGAUUAGCAGCGUGUUGAGCGCCAACUUGACUCAGCUCUUCGCGGUCAUCACCAAUCACGAAGAAGAACGCGAGAAAUGGAGGCAAGAGUUGCAGAAAUAUCGCGAAGAGGUCCAUCGUAUGCACGAAUUGCAGCAACUUCAACAACAACGCGUCGACGAACAAAACUCGGCCGCUUCGAGUGCCACAACUCCCGCUCCUGCCCCUGCCCCUGCUACAGUCGCUGAAGGAGAUGUGUCAUCUAGUGUGACCAGCUCAGCUGCGACGACCGAAGAUCACAACAAAUCACCGAUCACAACAACUUCGUCAGCGACUGGUGAUUCGUCUGCGGCUGCGGCCAAUGGUGCUGACUCGGUACAGAACGAGAAGAAAUGAUGGCUGUUGCGAGGAGCUCCCCUUCCCCCCACUGAUAAACUUCUAUCUGGUAUCGUACUACCUGUUUAAUUGAAAAAUGAAAAUAGGCCAAUCGUGUACAACUUACCUCUCUCUCUCUCUUCCUACCUACGUAAUUUUUACCUACCUACCUUACGUACCCUGUUUUGUUUUUUUUUACGCCUCGUAUAGACGAAUUAUUAUUAUUUUAUACCAUAAAAAUAUUCGACUAUAUAAGUAUCCCUUUUUUCCCUCCUCUCCUCGAAUAUUAUUUAUUAAUAUUAUUAUUAUUAAUAUUGUUGUUGUUGUUGUUAGCGUUUAAGACGACGUGUUGUUUGGACUGUCUUUUUCCUCUCCUUCUCCUUUUUUCCUUUUACGUUUUUCGUUAUCCUUGUUCUUUUUAUUUAUUUUUUUUCCCUCGUGUUUACGUUGUAUUAUUUAUUAUUUAUUGUAACGCACAAAAAAAAAAACGUGUCGAUAGUGAAGAAAUUUAUAGAGAAGAAAAAUAGCGUACAAAUCAUCAAUAUUUUUUUUUUUUAGAAACGGAAUCAUAAUAACGUUGAUUUUAUUUUUUAUUUUUUUUUUAGUAUUGACAAUAAUUAACUCGAUCGAAAAAGAGACGUAUUUUUUUUCAAUAAAGUAAAGAAAAAAAUGAAAUAAAAAUCAAGUGAUAUUACCAUAUUUAAAUUUAGUAAAAAAAAAAUUACGUAAAUGGUAUUUUAAUUUUUUUUUUAAGAACGUAUUUUUUAUUUUAUUUAAAAAAUGGAGUAAUUACGUUACCGUCAUUUUCAUUAUUUUUUUUCGAAAAUUCUAUUUUGUUUAUUUUUUCCUUUCUUUUAUUUUUGUAUAUUUUUAAUUUUUACAUUUGUAUUGGAUUCAGUCGGUUAUUCGAUUUUCAGUGUAACGUUAAGUUACUUUCAGAGAUUUUUUUUUUCGUUUUUUUGACGUUCCCACAAUUAUUCUACGUUAUUUCGGUGUCAUUGUAGUACAUUUUCGUGUGUGUUUGUGUGUCUGUGUGUGUGCAUGUGAGUGAAUCUGUUGAUGGCGUAAGAGUUGUGUAGUAUUCUGCUAUUGCGGGUUUGUGUAAUUUAUUUAUUAAUUUUUCGAGUCGUGUGUUCUCGUCGACGAUACGAUACGAUACGCCAUUUAAAAAAAAAAAAUUCAAAGGGAAAAUAUUAUUGAAAGAUACGUUUAUUACCAUUAUUUAUUAUUAUUUUUCUAGCUGUUUACGGUGAAUUUUUUUUUCUUGUGUGUUUGUAUUUUAGUGUUACUCUUUUUUUCCCUUCUUCUUCGAAACUCAUUGUAGGUGAAAUAAUAAGGUAAAAAAUAAAAAUCGCGACGAUUAUUUAGAAAUUAUUAUUAUAAAAAUUAUUAUACCUACGUAGAUGUUUCGAUAACGAAAUCAUAUCAUAAUCUCUGUAAACAAAUCAGACUGUAUUGUUUGAAAAUUUCACUUUGUACCUUUACUAUUAUACUCUUUAAAUAAUUGUAUGUCGUGUGUUUGUGUGUAUAUAUGUAUUGUUUUAUACCUACGUCUUUAUUGUGUGCGUGUUUUAUUUCCUUUUUAUUUUCUUUCUUCUCUUUUUAUUAUUAUUUUUUUUUCGAUUCUGUUGUUUUUGAGUUUUGCGUACGUUUAACGACGACUACGACGACGAAGGCCUUAGGUCAUUGGCAUCGGUCGAGUACGCGAUUCGCGUUCUGUUUCAUGUAUUUAUAUAUCUCGAUAGAUUGUAUAUAAUGUUAUCAUUUUUAAAAAUAUAUUUAUGUUUGAAAAUA
Molecule: messenger RNA, 7801 nt
Organism: Planococcus citri (citrus mealybug)
Lineage: Eukaryota; Metazoa; Arthropoda; Insecta; Hemiptera; Pseudococcidae
Gene: RhoGEF2
Product: Rho guanine nucleotide exchange factor 2
Exons: 36
Coding region: 419-6028 (1869 amino acids)
Biological process (GO): G protein-coupled receptor signaling pathway
Cellular component (GO): cytoplasm
Molecular function (GO): G protein-coupled receptor binding; guanyl-nucleotide exchange factor activity
Source: RefSeq, a predicted model, not a curated record